This is a messenger RNA of Eucalyptus grandis, 867 nucleotides long. Its product is annotated as probable aquaporin NIP-type. Gene Ontology annotation, molecular function: channel activity. Gene Ontology annotation, biological process: transmembrane transport. Bases 1 to 867 code for a protein of 288 amino acids. The transcript is spliced from 7 exons. Gene Ontology annotation, cellular component: membrane. The record is from RefSeq and is a predicted model, not a curated record. Lineage: Eukaryota; Viridiplantae; Streptophyta; Magnoliopsida; Myrtales; Myrtaceae.
AUGGGCAAAGAAGCCGGCGAAUCUAGCAAGGGCGCGACCGACGUCCACAUCAGCGACUGCUGCACCUCCCCCGAGGUCGUCUCCCUCACGCAGAAGGUGCUUGCUGAGGUGAUCGGGACGUACUUCGUGAUCUUCGCCGGGUGCGGGUCGGUGGCGGUGAACAAGAUAUACGGGUCGGUCACGUUCCCGGGCAUCUGCGUGGUCUGGGGGCUGAUCGUGAUGGUCAUGAUAUAUUCGGUGGGUCACAUCUCCGGCGCCCACUUCAACCCGGCCGUCACCGUCACCUUCGCCAUCUUCAGGCAUUUCCCUUAUACGCAGGUACCUCUCUACGUCGUAGCGCAGCUGCUGGGAUCGAUCCUCGCCAGCGGCACGCUCUACCUGCUCUUCGACGUGGACUCCAAGUCGUUCUUCGGGACCGUGCCGACGGGUCCCCACGUCCGGUCGCUCGUGGUCGAGAUCAUCAUAUCCUUCCUGCUGAUGUUCGUCGUAUCCGGAGUCGCGACCGAUAACCGAGCGACCGGCGAACUAGCAGGAAUUGCGAUCGGGAUGACGAUCUUGCUGAACGUGUUCGUCGGCGGGCCGGUUUCCGGCGCAUCCAUGAACCCGGCAAGGACCCUUGGGCCGGCCAUCACGAUGCACGUCUACAAUGGGCUUUGGGUCUACAUUGUUGGGCCGUUCGUCGGCACCAUCUUGGGCGGUUUCGCCUAUAAUCUGAUCAGGCAAACGGAUAAGUCCCUCGGCGAGUUGACCAAGAGCGCGUCCUUCCUCAGGAGCAAAGCCGAACGGUGGUCGUCGUCGAGAUCGGACGAUGACAGAAAGGACAAAAGUGCACGGAGUGAGGCGGUGGAAAUGGUGAUCGGAUUGUGA